Messenger RNA from Dromiciops gliroides (monito del monte), 742 nucleotides. It is a transcript of the gene PTS, whose product is annotated as 6-pyruvoyltetrahydropterin synthase. Lineage: Eukaryota; Metazoa; Chordata; Mammalia; Microbiotheria; Microbiotheriidae. The record is from RefSeq and is a predicted model, not a curated record. Gene Ontology annotation, biological process: tetrahydrobiopterin biosynthetic process. Gene Ontology annotation, molecular function: 6-pyruvoyltetrahydropterin synthase activity. Gene Ontology annotation, cellular component: mitochondrion. The transcript is spliced from 6 exons. Bases 194 to 652 code for a protein of 152 amino acids.
GGGAGCUCCCCCGCGCCGGCAGGGGGCGGGCUCUCUCGUAGCCGGGAUUUGCGGACCGGCCUUCCGGAAAGUGAGACCUUGGGCCGUAGCUGGUCAGGCUCUGCUGGAAAGGACGCCAGCCUCGCGCUUCUCCUCUGCCUAUCUUCUCCCGGAGGUAACGGGAGAGGCUGGUCGCGCGGCAGCUCGCGACACCAUGAACACAUCAGGCUCGCGCCCGGGACGUCACUAUGCGCGGGUCUCGCGGUGCGUCACCUUCAGCGCGAGCCAUCGGCUCCACAGCAAAUCCCUCAGUGAUGAAAAGAAUCUGAAGCUGUUUGGGAAAUGUAAUAAUCCCAAUGGCCAUGGCCAUAACUAUAAAGUUGUGGUGACCGUACAUGGAGAGAUUGAUCCUGUUACGGGGAUGGUUGUGAAUCUGACAGACCUGAAAGACUAUAUGGAGGAGGCAAUUAUGAAACCCCUUGAUCAUAAGAACCUGGACCAGGACGUACCUUACUUUGCAGAUGUCGUGAGCACAACAGAAAAUGUAGCUGUAUAUAUCUGGGAGAAUCUUCAGAAAGUUCUUCCUGUGGGAGUCCUUUAUAAAGUCAAAGUGCAUGAAACUGACAAAAACAUCGUUGUCUACAAGGGAGAGUUAUCAGGCCUUGGAGAUUAGUAUUACUAUCUUAACCUUAAAUUCAUGGCUAAUCUUUUGGGAAAAGAACUCUAUCUAUUGAAGUAUUAAUAAACUGCUACACAGAUGCUA